AUGGGGGUAUUGUUGGAACUCCUACACCCAAAGACAACUCUCGUUGUUGUCUUUAUUUUGUUCUUGUGUCAUGCUGGUGUGAAUGCUGUUUGCAAACUAGGUUGGAUAGAACAUUGCUCAUCUUGCUACAAGUUCACAGAUAAUCAUACAGACUGGGAGAAUGCAAACACAUACUGCCAAGGGCUUGGUGGCAUGCUGUUGGUCAUUGAGUCAGAGGAAGAGAAUGAAUUCAUUGCUGAAGAAAUGAGAAAUUCAGGCAUGUCCAGCACCUGGCUUGGCUGUAAUGAUGCAAGCAUGGAGGGCACAUGGGUGUGUUAUCCUGAAGGUGUCAAGAAAAUGCAGUAUACCAACUGGGCAGAAGGAAAACCAGACAACUUCAAUUACCAGGAUUGUGCAGUAAUUAAUAAGAAAGCCAAGUGGAAUGACAGAUACUAUGUUAAUGACAUGUACACCAUAUGUGAGACAAGCAGCAGAGUCUCUGCCAUGUCCUGCUACAUCCUGGGUCCUGAUGGCCGCAUUCAACCCUAA
Patiria miniata (bat star) is the source of this 528-nucleotide messenger RNA. RefSeq names its product perlucin-like protein. Bases 1 to 528 code for a protein of 175 amino acids. Lineage: Eukaryota; Metazoa; Echinodermata; Asteroidea; Valvatida; Asterinidae. The transcript has a single exon. The record is from RefSeq and is a predicted model, not a curated record. Gene Ontology annotation, molecular function: signaling receptor activity.